This is a messenger RNA of Adineta steineri, 2889 nucleotides long. The record is from the annotation of a GenBank genome assembly. Lineage: Eukaryota; Metazoa; Rotifera; Eurotatoria; Adinetida; Adinetidae.
AUGCAUUUUAAUUUAAUAUUUAUUAUCUAUUUUGUACAUAUUAAAGUUGUUCAUUCAAUUUUAAAUAUACCGGUUGGAUCAAUGUUUUAUGGAUCUGAACGGUUACUUUAUACACGAAUCAAUCCAUUAGCACGUCAAUAUAUUUUUGAUAAACUUGAACGACGUUUUCAAUAUAAUAUCACUGAAAUUUUUAAUACAUUAGAUUUUGAUGAUUCCAAUAUUGAUACAUGGUCAACAUUAUGUAGUCAAUUAUCAAAUGGAAUAAUGUCAAUAAUCGGUCAUAUAAAUGUUGAUGAUUUCGAUUGGGUAUCUGACUUUUGUUCGACAUAUCAAGUACCAUUUUUAAGUUUAACGAAUAAUUAUAAUGAUUUAAAAAAUAAUUUUUCUAUAUCAUUAAUGCCUGACAUCAUACCAGCAUUAACUUCUGUAUUGCGUAGGUAUCAAAUAACUGAACUUGUUUAUUUAUAUGAUCAUACAUGUGGUGCUCAUCGUCUUAAACAACUUAUGCAAGUUCAAGUAUCAAAUUCAACACAAUAUUUAAAUAUCCUAAGUCGAUUUUUAGAUGAUCCAGAUGAUGCAUAUGAUUUAUUACAAAAUAUUGAAAUAAUAACAAAUACACCAACACGUCCAGUUUUAUCAACAGAUUCAAAUAACAAAAAAACAACGGGUCGGUAUAUUGUUUUAGAUUUUUAUUCAUUUGAUACAUAUCGUAUAAUAAUGGAUAAAAUCAAACAUCGUGGUAUGACAACAUCAGAUUAUCAUUAUAUUUUACUUUCAUUAAAUGCAAAAAAUCUUGAUAUGACAUAUUUUCGUUAUGGUGGUGUUAAUGUAACUUAUUUUUCUUUACCAACAAAUUUUGAUAAUCAAACAAAUGAAAAUUAUAUUCGUUUAUUAAAACAAGAUAAUCUUUUUCUAGUGGAAUCAUUAUUAUUAGCUGAUGCAUGGGAAACAUUAUUGCGUACGAUAAAUCGUAUGUUAAUUGCAUCGGAUAAUAUUCGAGAAAAAUUAAAAGUAUUUCGACAAGGAAAAUUUUAUAAUGAUUUAACACCGGGAAUUAAUUGUCGUAAUAGAUUUAUUCAACCAUGGACAUCAGGAAAUAUUUAUUUGAAUUAUUUAAUUAAUACGAGUUUUGAUGGUUUAUCAGGACAUGUACAAUUUUCGAAUAUAACUGGACAAAGAAUAAAUUAUACAUUAGAUAUUUAUCGAGUGACAGGAAAUGAAUUACCAAAACGUAUUGGAUUUUUUCAAGCACCAAAUACACUUCAGGUUUCUGAUAAUUCAUCCUAUCGUUCUCGUAUGUUAUAUGAUAAUCGAACACGUUUAAUUGUAACAAUAUUCGAUGAACCAUUUAUGAUGUUAAAAAAAGAUCGUAAUGAUACAAUAACAGAAAAAAGUAUUGCACCUGGUACUAUACUUGAUCCAUCACGUGUUGAAGGUUUUUGUGUUGAUUUAGCUGAAGCAAUAUGUCAUGAUAAAUUACAAAUUCCAUAUAAAUUUCUUAUUGAAACAAAAUAUGGAAAUGAAGUUGAAAAAGGUGUUUGGGAUGGAAUGGUUGGAGCAUUACUUAAUCGUGAUGCUGAUUUAUCUAUAGCAUCAUUAACGAUAAAUGGUGCACGAGAAAAAGUUGUUGAUUUUUCUAAACCAUUUAUUGAAUUAGGUAUAUCAAUAAUGAUAAGUAAACCUGAAAAACAAAAGCCAGGUGUUUUCUCAUUUAUGGAUCCAUUAUCAAAAGAAAUUUGGAUAUGUGUGAUUAUUUCUUAUUUACUUGUUAGUAUUAUUUUAUUUCUUGUUAGCCGAUUUUCAUCAUAUGAAUGGUAUUUUGAAAAUGAAUCGGAUGUUCAACCGCGAAAUAAAUUUUCUAUACAAAAUUCUUUAUUUUUUUCAUUCGCGGCUUUUAUGCAUCAAGGUGUUGAUCUUUUACCACGAUCGAUAUCAGGUCGAGUUGUAACAAGUGCAUGGUGGUUUUUUAGUUUAAUUCUUGUUUCAUCCUAUACAGCUAAUCUUGCUGCUUUUUUAACUGUUGAAAAAUUAGUUACACCAAUUGAAACUGUUGAAGAUCUUGCUAAACAAACAGAAAUUCGUUAUGGUACAUUAAAAGGUGGUUCAACAAUGUCAUUUUUUAAUAAAUCAACAAUAACAACAUUUAAACGUAUGUGGGAAUUUAUGCAACAACAUAAAGAUGAUGUAUUUGUCGCAUCAAAUCGUGAAGGUAUUGAAAAAGUUCGAAAAUCAAAAGGUAAAUUUGCUUUUCUUCUUGAAUCAACAUUAAAUGAAUAUGUUAAUGAACGUUUACAAUGUGAUACAAUGCGUAUUGGUGAAAAUAUUGAUGCAAAAGGUUAUGGAAUAGGUACACCACUUGGUUCUGAUCUUCGUGAAGCUAUAAAUAUAGCUGUAUUAGAAUUAACUGAAAAUGGUUUUCUUGAACGUUUAAAACAAAAAUGGUAUUAUGAAAGAAGUGAAUGUACAAAUUCGGGUUCAAAAGAUUCCAAACAAAGUCGACCACUUAAUUUAGCUAAUGUUGCUGGAAUGUUUUAUGUAUUAAUAAUUGGUCUUGGAAGUGCAAUGGUUAUUGCAUUUUUAGAAUUUUUAUUUAAAGCGAAAAUUGAUUCACUUCGUUUACAUGAAAAUAUCCGAGAAGUUAUGCGAAGAAAUUUAAGAAUAUCAAUAACUGGUAUUGAUUUUGAUGAGAAACUAAAUAGUAUUGAUUAUUGGCCAUUACAACAACAACAACAACAGCAACCACAACAAAUACGUCAAUUACCACAAUCACAAAAUAUAGAACGUACUGAACGAAAAUCGCCAUUUUCAAAUACACUUGAUAUACCGAAAACCGAUGACAAAGAUUUAUUUUUUCGAGGACCUAAAUUUGAUAAUUCUUCUCAUGUAUGA